AAAAAAUACUUUCACGCUGUCAAACCUUGUACUACUUAGUACAUACAACCAAAAUGUUCAACAAGGCCCUCACUCCAUCUGCAUUGUCCUUGUGGCAUUUAUUUGCAAUCGCUGUGCUCUUAUUUACUGCGUCGCCAAUGAAAGCGGCAAACAUACCAUUGACAGAGGACUUAGCUAAUGCCGUGAAUCCGAAAAACAAUUUACCGGCAGACCAACGCAGUGUGCGGGGUGAUGUUUUGCUGCGAGGACAAGCAGUAAUUGAUAUGGUACCCAUGGCAGAUCGCACCGCUUUUAUUCGCUAUGAACUGUCUAAGGCUAUGCAACGUUCUAAUUUUACAGCUAACAAUAGCACUGGCCGCGCAAUCAAUCCACGCUUCUUUCUGGAUCCCAACAUUUUACUGAGUCCCACCCAAUUGGUGAUAUUCGAGAAUAUUCCGACAUACCCUGAAUUCGCGAAUGAUUUGCUCUUUUGGUUGCGUGAUCGUUUGGAGGUCGCUGAAGAUGACAUAUAUGGGCUGCUCAGUGCACGUACCAUCUUACUAUGCACGGCUAAUGGCAUUUGUAUCCCGGACGAUAAAAUUGGUGACCUCUGCUGUCCUUUCUAA
Messenger RNA from Anastrepha obliqua, 605 nucleotides. RefSeq lists its product as uncharacterized. Bases 54 to 605 code for a protein of 183 amino acids. The transcript is spliced from 4 exons. The record is from RefSeq and is a predicted model, not a curated record. Lineage: Eukaryota; Metazoa; Arthropoda; Insecta; Diptera; Tephritidae.